Messenger RNA from Lymnaea stagnalis (great pond snail), 6532 nucleotides. Lineage: Eukaryota; Metazoa; Mollusca; Gastropoda; Lymnaeidae. The record is from the annotation of a GenBank genome assembly.
ACAUUGAAUUAAAGAUCUGAAAGUGAAAGAAAAUGAAAUAAGUAGGCAAAGGGCCUGGGCUAAUAUAAACAAAUAAUGGAUGAUGUGCAUAUGUUGUUUAUGAAUACUUCUUUAAAACGAAAGUGUCAUGUGGAUCUUUGGAAUGCAUCUCCUAAAAUAGUUAAGAUUUCAAAUUUAACACAGGUACACUGAAUAGACUAGUCAUUCAUAAUCAUAUAAUCGAAGUUGAAGUUGCAACUAUUCGCCGGCGUUAUUCAAAGUUAUUCGGACCCGCUACCAGUACCAGAACUUUGAAGUGAGAGGUUGGGAUUAAAAAAAUAUUUCAAAUAUUAUUGUUGGGUAUCGAAUGAAAGAUAAUUGAAUGAACUAUAUGUGUGUAAACUUAAUUCUUCAGUUAAACUAAAAUAAGCUACCUCAAAUGACAUCCCAAUUGCCAAUAGCAUUUAGUUAAAAUGGAUCCGGACAUGCAUCCCCUUAUAAGCCUUAUUCAGCGGACAUGCAUCGCCGCUAUUCAGCUAUUCGGACAUGGGUCCCUUUAGAUUAGACUAAAUGCUAAUCGGAUGUCAUUCGUGGAAGUUUAUUUUAUGUUAAACUGAAGAAUUAAGUUUAUAAACAUAUAGUCCAUUCAAUUAUCUUUCAAUUGAUACUGAUACCAAAUUUUGUCGUACAAACCCCUACAAUAUAAUAUUUUUUAAUAAACCCAACCUCUCACUUCUGAUAAUAGUGAUACCGGUCCGAAAAGCUGCAGCCUUAUAUAAUACUAUAUUACACUACAUAAUAAUAUUAUACUUAUACUAUGACUCAUACUAGUCAUACUUAUAGUAUGUCUUAAGAAGCCUGGUCGGGAUGAAAUUAAUUUUGAAAAAAUAUAGACCAGUAUCUAACUUAUCAUUUUUAUCUAAAUAAAGUCAUUGAAUUUGAAAAACUAGUUCUAAAACAACUUUUUGCUUACUUAAACAACCACUCUAUUCUCAGCCCUAAUCAGUCGGCUUAUAAACCUUUCCAUAGCACUGUGACAGCUCUCUUGAGAGUCACCAAUGACCUCUUGUUUGCAUUAGACAGCGGUGAUAUCUCCAUUCUGAUCCUCUUAGACCUCAGUCUCAGUGCGGCCUUUGACACUGGUGACCAUUAAAACCCUUGAAAAAAACCCUUGAAAAUUACUUUGGAAUUCCCGGUUCAGUUUUGGCUUGGUUUAGGUCCUACCUCUCCGAUAGAACGCAGCCGGUCGCUGUCGAUGGCUGUCUCUCCGGCAGUGCUGACUUGGUUUACAGAGUGCCACAGGGGUCCGUUUUGGGCCCAUGUCUAUUCACAAUGUAUACCAGGCCACUGCUCCUCUUGCUCGGGAGGCAUGCUGUGGAGAGCCAGUCAUUCGCAGAUGACACGCAACUAUACAAGCAUACUGAUCCCUCUCUUCUCGACUCCGCUGUCCAGACUUUGCGGGAGAGUUUUGAUGAUGUCAAGACAUGGAUGGCACUCUGCAAGUUGAAGCUAAUCGAUGACAAAACGGAAGCACUCCUUAUUCACGAUGACAAAUCAUCCUCUAACUCAGCUCUCCCCACUUCAUUUCAAGGCGGUAACUCUGACAUACAGUUUACAUCCUUCGCUAGGAAUCUUGGUUAUAUUCUGUCUCACAACAUGUCACUCGAUAAUCAUAUCUCUCACAAUUGUCGCUCUGCAUACACUGCUAUCCAUCAGAUCAGUUCCAUCCGCCACUACCUCACAGUUAGCGCAACAAAAACCGCAGUCUGUGCUCUUUUUAUCUCUCAUUGUAACUCUUGUAUCAGGUUCACUAAAACACUUCAUUGAAAAAUUACAAAAGGUUCAAAAUUCAGCUGUAAGGUUAAUUGUAAAGGCAAAAAAAACGUGAUCAUGUCACAACACUUCAUUGGCUCCCUGUAUUACAAGCACAGAUUGACUACAAACUCUCUGUUGUCUGCCACAACUUUUUCUUGAAUUCCUACCCUUCCUGUCUAACCAAACUUCUCUAUGUCUAUUCACCCCUUCGACAACUUUGCUCCUCCGCAGACUUGUGUACCGUAUUCUUUCUGUCCCCAAGACUCGCACAAAAAUAUACAGUAAACAAUCUUUCUCUUUCUGUGCCCCCAAACAAUGGAAUAUUCUCUUCCACUACACAUUCGCAAUAUACCGACCAUCAUAGCCUUCAAAACUGCACUCAAAACACAUCUCUUUAAACUCUACUAUCCUGACUGAUUCCCCCCCCCCCCCCCCCCCCCCCCCCUAUUUGAUCACGUUUUCGGAUUUCAAAACACACAGUCACACAGAGCCCUUGUAAAACUUUUUUCUGACCCUUUCUCUUUUAAAAUGGAAGAUGCCACCCCCCCUCCCCCUUCCGACCAAUAAACGAUUCUGCUGGCUAGCCGUCCAUGGCUGGACAUGUAAAUAGUUCUUGAAUGUGUGGAGUGAUUAUAAAUUUGUUUUGUUUUAUUCAAUUAAUGUAUUUAAUUUUUAAGUUCAUGAUUAUGUUUGUUAAAUUUUACGUACAGCGUGGUGAGCCCAGCCCUAGGCUGGGGUGCCGCACUAUAUAAAAACACCAAUAAUAAUAAUAAUAUAGUAUAUAGUAUUAUAUAGUCAUACUCAAUCAAUAUCAUCAUACUCGUACUCAACUUCAUAGAUAGUAACUCAAAGUCAAAGUAAUCAUUAGUCAUAGUAUAAGUAAAAGUAUAUUCUAUAGUCAUAAAUACUGAUCACUCAUAAUCAUAAUAAUAAUAAUGUUAUUAUUAUUAUUAUAUUGAGACCUAAUGAAUUUAUUAUAGUGCCUAAACUAAAUAAUAAACAUUUGUCUAUGCCUAUUCUAUAGUAUAUUCCUCAUUAUUUUUAAAAAUUUAAUUUAUUUAGUUUAUCCAAAAUAUUGCUAUUUCAUAAUUUAAAAGUAUUUCAUUUAUGUUAACAAAUAUAUAUUGUAUAUUUAGGUAAUCAUACAAUUUUGGUGCACAAAUUUACAUGUAAUUCUAAUGUAAAAGUAUAUAAUCUUAUAAUAUGACUAUUUUUAAGCACUUUUCAUUAUUUAAGCAUAAGACAGUACAAAAGUCAUCAGCAAAAAAGAUAAUUGUCAACAAGCAAAGCAUGUCAUUAUUCUUGAACUUGAUAAUUUGUUCAAAAAAAUAAAGUUAUGGAUUUUUGAUGGAACAUUUCCUUGAGGUUCCAAACUGGCACAUUUCUGUAUCAGAUAUUUCCAGCAAUUGGUCCGGCAGGUUGUACUUGUCAUUUGACUGACACAUUCUGACAAUGCCAUUUGGAUUGACAGUGGUUGUCGGAGCAUGUGGCUACAGUCUUCUAGCCAUUUAUACUUUAUACAUUGGAAAUUAUUUAAAUUUACAGUAAAAAUUUUAAUUAAAGUGUAGGCCUACCUUCAAACUAGACAAUCUGUAUUUCCACAAUGUUCAUUACAUAUCACACAUUUGAAUGUAUUGAAUGUAAGUUGGACGAUUACCUAUACCAGUAUUUAUUUAAAAUAGGCUUACCGUAAUCUAUCAGAGGCAUAAUAUAUAAUAUAAGUAUUUAAUAGGCCUAGCCUAGUUGUACUACUCUUACUUAGUAUUUAGACUUUUGCUUUUAUACUUACUUAGGACCACUGCCCACUUUUUGUAGUUGUAGGCUUACUACUAAUAGCAUACUACUGUUGGUUGUCCUUUGCAUGUGAGAUGACCAAGGCAAGUUUCGACUCGAGUUGAGCUGUAUUUUGUGAGGGAUAGUUGCUCAAUUCAUCAGCCUCACUCUCUCAUCCUUUCCAAUUGGAUCCAAUAGCACUUUGUCAAGACUGGAAAUAGACCAUGAUGCAGUAGAUGACCAGCAGUGUGUGUGUGUGUUUUACUGUGCUCUUUAACUUUAUGUGUUCUACGUUGAAGGAGUUGUUGGAAUUUUCAUUGUCUCAUUGUCAUAAUGCCUACGGGACUCCAUCUCCGGGUUUGAUUUCAGAGUUUGCCUUCUCUUAAAUGAGUUGCCGCCCAAGGUUAACGAGUCUCAUGCACUUGGGGUGCUGGUGAUGUUUUUGCUUGUCUAAGCAUUUUCUGGGGAUUGAACUCCAGUUCACAAGCUUGGAAUUUACUCAGUUUAGACAGCUAUUAUUAUCACUCUAUUUUCAGUCACUUGUGACUAACGCCUGUUAGUUACGGAACAGACUUCUUUCUUCAAUUUUUAAAAAGUUUAAUAGUAUCUUACUGACCCAGACUUACGCCUUAAAAUUUGUGGCCAUGCCCAUAGUCUUAUAAAAUAAAAUAUUAUUGUUGAAAAUAAUAAUAAGGAUGCCGUUUUCUAUUUACAAUAAUUAAAUAUUUCAUUCAACUUGACUUCAUAUCAUAAAUUAUAAAACUAUUAAACAUAUGUUUAUUUUUACAGGGGUAUGUAUGGUUAUAUUUUGACAUACUCAUGUGUCUUAAUUUCUAAUAAAUAUAAUUCUUGACAUUAUCAUGUUAUUAUUGUUAGAUAAGCAUAUAGCCAACUUAUUUAUUUUUAAAUUUCAUUUUUUUAGGCACCAUCAUAUCAACAUAAUUAUCACAAAAAUGAUGUGCAUCAUUCAUUUUUGCAAUCAGAACCUGCAUUAGAAUUAGAUAAUCUGAUUUCGGGAUCUGGAAAGGGGCAAGGCCCUAAAAGUAAAGAUAACUCUGCCACUUACCUGAGUUCUAAGGAAGAAGAAGUGGAGAGUAAUUUAUCAACAUUGAAUUUACCUAAAAAUUAUGAGCCAGCUAAAGAACAUGUAAGUUAUUGGCCUGACCUUAACCAAAGACAUGUUACACAUACUCAUACUGGUCAGUCAGAAAUGGAUCACCAAAGCCAAGACUUGUUACAGUUCCAUUCCUUAAAUUCACAACAAAAUCCUUCCCAUUCUUUGAUCACUUUAAAUAAAAGUAUCUGUCCAGACUGUGCGGCUGGAAAGUCUGUAAGUAAAAGUUCAUUUUCCACUAAAUAAACAUAUUUAAAACCCAAUAAAUACAAAUUUAUUUCUUUUAAAAAUGUAACGUAAAGACUUGUAAAAUAUUAAAUUUGAGAUACGGUAAUAAAUUAUUAACAUCUCACACAAGGUUCAUGAAAGAAAAUUAUGUAUGUUUGACACUCUUGAGUAUUAUGUCAUAUUACUCUCAUCUUUAUAGAUAACUACAUAUUAAAACAAUGCUAACUAAAUUAAAAUGAUAAUAUGUAAAUAAAAGUAAAAGCUCUUUUUAAUAAAAAUAAAUGAAAAUGUAUUGAUUUAAAUAUCAUAUAUUCUUAUUUUUUUAUAAAUACAGGGCCAUAUUCGACAUAUUGGACGAUGGCGAAUGAUAGAUUCUUCACAAUGAUUAAUCUUUUUUAUUACAAAGCCCUUAUUUUUUAAAAUUUUAUUUAUUAUGACAGCAUGUAAAUAUUAUUUUAAUUUAAUUUUUAAUCGUUUUUUCUUAUUUUAAUUAAUUGUUUAUGUCUCUUUAUGAUGGCAAAGGGAAUCUCUUGUGUUAGUAUUAUUACCCAAUAUAUCAAAUUUUUUACCAUUUCAGUUGUCUAUCCACAAAAGCAGUGUAGUGCAGUGUUAUUUUUGUAAAAUUCUACUUUCCCCUAUAAAUAUUUUUUUGUACAAUGUUAACAAUGCCAUUUAUUAUGCACUACUUUGUUGUCAGCUUUUGAGUCAAUACUUGAAGAGAUCAGCUUUUGAUAAUGGCCUUGGGCUCACCAAUGUCACAACACAAGUCAAUUCUUGUCACAACACAGGUCAAUUCAACAACUUAUCUUUCAUGUCAGUAGUCUCACUUUUAAUGCUGACACUGUCAGUGACAGUCGAAGGCUUAUUUCCUUCAAAUGGUUAUAAAAAAAAUAUUACAUUUUGUUCCCUAUCCCCCAGACAAAAGCUCUGUAAUUGUGAUAAAUAAUGAAUUAUCAAAUAACAUAAUUAUAAAUAAUGUCAGUGUACAUUUUUCAAGCACUUAAUUAGUACAUUGUAAAUAUUUUUCAGUUGAUUAAUCAGAUAAAUGUAAUUGUCCAAUUUGCUUAUAUUCCCACACUAGUAGAAACACAGGCCCACAUGCAUUGUCAAUUGAGUUUCACCACUUAAUCCCUCUUCUACAGACAUGAUGGUAGCUGUCCUCGUUGUCAGCAAUAGUUUAUAUCUCUCCAAUCUUGACUCUAGCAUUCAAUGUUUCCCAGACUUGGGGUUUAUACUUAUAUUGCUAGUAAAACUACAUUGGUGACAUAUAUUUUAUUUUUUUCUGGCAAUUUUUUACGGCUGAGAAAUGUAUAAUUCAAGAUUAUAUUAAAAUGUGCUUGCAAGAUUGUUAAGCACUACUUUAACUUCAAUGUUGUUUUAAAUAACUGAACUUUUUAAAGAUUGAUAUACUUAAAUAAGUUGUGUUACAAAAUAUGUGCAAUUCUUUGAUAUAAUGAUGGAAUCUUAAGUUUAUACAUUAUGUAUAUUACGGUACUUAAAUACAUUUAUGCCUGUAUUGAAUUUUUUAUUGUUUCUAAAACCACUUAAAUCUAAGAUUAAUAAAAACAAAAUUUCAUUAUUUAAUGACUUCUAUUUUUUUAAAUAUUGCAUUUUUCCAUCUUU